UGUUGACAGUGUGGUGUGGUGUUGACAAUAUGGCGUGGUGUUGACAGUGUGGUGUGGUGUUGACAAUAUGGCGUGGAGUUGACUUAUAUUAGUGUGGCGCGGUGAGGAGGUGUCGUAUUAGUGCCAUGGGGAGGAGCAGAAACGAGGGAGGGGAAGACGAAGAGGAGGUGGGGUUUGCCUGUCACCUCCCUCCCCACCCCGGAUCACCACCCCCGCAUCUACACAUCUAGUGGCUCCACUCCCCUCGUCGUGGCUGCCUGGUGGGGAGCUGAAGGUAAGAGUGGAGUGCAAGGGAGUCCAUUCUUGCUUCACCUGCAUCUUCUUCUGCAUCUUGAUUUACGCGAACGUUUGAUGGCGGACGAGCAAACCGCUGGCAGGGAGGGGUUGCUCCAUGGAUCUUCCCCCUUGUCGGGUGAGGGACUGCGGGCGGGGCGAGGUUCGGAGAUAGCUCACGUAGCGGUGGUGAGCGAGGAUGGCGUUCGACGGGCACUGCGGCACGACCAGGGGAGCGAAGCCCACCUGAUAUCGUGGUCGCGGCACGACUUCACCAACAAGGGCGAUAACUACGUGGCGGAGGUGACCAGCGUGAGCGUCCAGUACCGGCUGGGCACCCACACCCGCCACGCCUCCUACGUCCUCAAGAUGAGGCGCAGCCACGCCGGCUCCCAUUUUGAUGAUAUGGUUUUUCUGAAGGAGGGCAAGUUCUACACGGUUUUGCUGCCUCUGCUCAACUCCGAACUGACGAGUGCGGGUCAGGAGCCCCUACGUGUGCCCCGCUGCCUCCACGACGUCUGGGAGGACCAUGACUCCCAGUUGUUCUUGGAGGACUUGCGGCUACGGCACUUUAAAAUGUAUGAUCGCAAGAAGCCGCUGAGUAUGGCUCACGCCAGCCUGACGGUGCGGGAGCUGGCCAGACUGCACGCGGCCUCCGUGAUGAUGCUGUCCAGGCAGCCGCGGGAGACGCCACCCCUUAACUUCCUCUCGUGGGAUAUGAGCAACUACUCCCAGGAGACCAACAGUGCCUUCGAGGCACUCAUCUCUGGCAGUCUCCAGACGGCGGGCGAGGUGGCAGGAGCAGCAGGUCGGAAGGACAUGCAGGAAUGGUUCAGCAGUCUGGCUCCCCGCGGGCCUUCACUCCUCACCGCCCUCACUCAUCUCGCUCCACCCUUUGACGUCAUCGGCCACGGGGACUGCUGGGUCAACAACUUGCUAUUCAGGGAGGAUAGCGAAGGCAAGCCCGUGGAGGUGAUGUUGGUAGACUUCCAGCUUUGCCGCCGGUCUUCGCCUGCCCUGGACCUGAACUACCUGUUGUUCAGCAGUCUCACUGCCGCACAGAGAUCCACCAACCUCACGCACCUGCUGGCCACCUACUACUCCUCCUUCCGUGCCGUGCUCACCGCUGCCGGCCGAGUUCCGCCCUUCACGCACGAGCAGCUCACGCAGGAGUUUAACACCAAGAGUAUGUUUGGCCUCAUUUUUGGCGCUUUAGCUGUUCCCGCCCUCAUCUGUGACGGCCAGGACGCCCGGGAGUUCGAUUUCAAAGCAAACUCGGGAGACCACGCUGGUGACUACGUCUUGAAAAAGCGUGAGAGAGCCCUCAGGAUGGUCACUUCUAACCCUCUGAUGCGACCCCGCCUUCUCAGCUUGUACGAGGAUGUGAGCCGCCACGCCCCAGAAACCUCCAUGACACUUAGAGGCUCUGAGUAUUUAUCGGGAAAGUCUCUCACUGUUCCUUCGUUUGGCGAACAGGAGAAUCAUGCGAGUGCGUGAAUCUGUCUGACACGGCACAUUGGCAAUGAGUGACAGGAGCUAUGUAAGGAGGUAAUAUCCAUGUGAGUAAGCGCUGCUUUAUUGUCUGUGGUGGAAGGUCGAGUGAAACUGUGCUACUACAGGAGUGAGGACUACCUUUCGUGUAUCAAGAGCACAUUAUCGGAACACGAUUACAUGAAGUAGCUUCCUGAGGCGAGGCGUCCAAGUAGUAUGGAAGUAACAGACUGGCGCAAGGAAAGUGUCCACUGACGAGUGAGAAUCCUCUUUGCUGUGGGUGCCAUUGUGUGGCCUUGUCUGCAGUCAGUGCACAACACUGCACGACAGUGACAACAUGAUGGACCCGUUUUCUUUUCCACAGAAAGAACACUCGGACAUCACGAAUUCAGUCUGGUUAAGAAAAUGGUAGCUGCGCUUGAUUUUUUUUCUAAAAUAUUUAGAAAUCCAAGGUGCACAGAAAUGAAGUAUGUGAAUCACCUUUUGACUUUCCCCCAAAAUAAUCUAGUUUUUAAGUGGGGAGAAACGUCUCCUAGUUCCAGUAGUUCUGAUGUGAGCAUUUUCUAAAAUGUAAGAAGGGAGAAUGAUCUAAAUAUAUGGAAUAUACAAUAAGUUGUUUGUAGCUGUUUAAUGUUGAAUAAAACUUUCUGAGUGUGA
This is a messenger RNA of Eriocheir sinensis (Chinese mitten crab), 2421 nucleotides long. RefSeq lists its product as uncharacterized. The transcript has 4 exons. The coding region runs from base 352 to 1770 and encodes 472 amino acids. NCBI's taxonomy places the organism in Eukaryota, Metazoa, Arthropoda, Malacostraca, Decapoda, Varunidae. The record is from RefSeq and is a predicted model, not a curated record.